AUGACAAUGAUGAAGGAUUGGAUUGAGUUAAAGAACUUUGAUGUCGAGAAUGGCUUUUCUCCAGGACGAAGUCCCCUUGGUUCCCAGGCCAAUCUGGGCCUGGGACUUGUUUUACAAGGCACAACGCCCCACAGCCAACGUCGGGAGUCCUUCCUCUACCGAUCGGACAGUGACUAUGACUUCUCCCCGAAAGCCAUGUCCCGCAAUUCCUCCGUCAGCAGUGACAUGCAUGGAGAAGACAUGAUUGUUACUCCUUUUGCACAGGUCUUGGCCAGCCUGCGGACAGUUCGCAGCAACUUUGCUGUCUUGACCCACCUCCGGGAUCAUGUCUGCAACAAGGGGACUCCUCCCUCUGGGCCCAGCCAGUGAUGCUCUUUGCAUUUCAUAGAGGAUGCCUACCAAAAGUUGGCUAUCGAGACCUUGGAAGAGUUGGACUGGUGCCUGGAUCAGCUGGAGACUUUGCAAACACGUCAUUCAGUCAGUGAGAUGGCUUCCAACAAGUUUAGAAGAAUGCUCAAUCGGGAACUGACACACCUCUCGGAAACAAGCCGUUCUGGAAACCAGGUAUCCGAGUACAUCUCCAACACAUUCUUGGACAAGCAGCAUGAGGUGGAAAUCCCAACCUCUGUUCCCAAAGAAAAAGACAAGGAGAAAAAGAAGCAGCCAAUGUCACAGAUCAGUGGUGUGAAAAAACUGAUGCAUGGCUCCAGCUUCAGUUGUGCUGUCAUCCCUCGUUUUGGAGUAAAAACGGAUCAGGAAGGGCCAUUGGCUAAGGAGCUAGAAGAUGUGAACAAAUGGGGCCUUGAUGUAUUCAAGAUUGCAGAGUAUUCUGGCCACCGCCCACUAACAGUCAUCAUGUACAGCAUCUUCCAGGAAAGGGACUUGCUGAAAUCUUUUCAAAUUCCUGCGGAUACCUUCAUCACAUUCAUGAUGACCCUGGAAGAUCAUUACCAUGCUGAUGUUGCCUACCACAACAACAUUCAUGCAGCUGAUGUUGCCCAAUCCACACACGUAUUGCUUUCAAUGCCAGCUCUGGAGGCUGUUUUCACUGACCUGGAGAUUUUGGCUGCCAUUUUUGCAGCUGCUAUCCAUGAUGUUGACCAUCCUGGCGUUUCUAACCAGUUCCUGAUAAAUACCAAUUCAGAACUGGCACUAAUGUAUAAUGAUGCAUCGGUGUUGGAAAAUCAUCAUUUGGCAGUAGGAUUCAAACUCUUACAAGAGGAAAACUGUGAUAUUUUCCAGAAUCUUUCUAAGAAGCAAAGACAAAUGCUCCGGAAGAUGGCCAUUGACAUGGUGCUGGCAACAGAUAUGUCAAAACAUAUGAAUCUUCUGGCUGAUCUGAAGACAAUGGUAGAGACCAAGAAAGUGACAAGCUUGGGAGUCCUGCUUUUGGAUAACUACUCCGAUCGCAUUCAGGUUUUGCAGAAUAUUGUACACUGUGCAGAUCUCAGCAACCCCACAAAACCACUAGAGGUCUAUCGCCAGUGGACGGACCGAAUCAUGAUAGAAUUCUUCCACCAAGGAGAUCGUGAGCGGGAGAAGGGCAUGGAGAUUAGCCCAAUGUGUGAUAAACACAAUGCCUCCAUAGAAAAGUCUCAGGUGGGAUUCAUUGAUUAUAUUGCUCAUCCGCUUUGGGAAACCUGGGCUGAUUUAGUUCAUCCUGAUGCUCAGGACAUUCUGGAUACUUUAGAAGACAACCGAGAAUGGUAUCAGAGCAUGAUUCCUCACAGUCCUUCACCUCCCCCAGAUGCAUCAGAUUUAGAGAAAAGUGGAGGAGACAAAUUCAAUUUUCAGCUUACUUUAGAAGAAGAAGAUGGAGAAGAAUCAGAUAUUGAACCAGAGAUUGAGAGCCCUUUGGAAGAGGAUAAUAGUGAAUCCAAAACCUUGGGGACAACCGAUGAUUCAGAAUCUGCAAACGAGCCAUUGCCUUCUCCAACAGACAAAUUGGGCAGCCCCCACAGAAACGUCCUAAUCAAACAAAAGGGUGCACUGAACUUUGACAACCAAAGAACACUUUUACAGACGGACAGUGGUUCCAUAGCAGACCCAGCUGAGUUAGCAAGAAGAGAGAGCCUGACUGAUGCACAAUCAUGUCUUGACAUGGAAGGAAAUAUCACCUUUUUGCCUCUUGGGACGUAGUGAAGGGAAGGCCAGAUGAUGAUUACAUUCUGGCAGGGCCAGAAGGGGAUCACCCCAAAUCUUGCUGCCAGCAACCUAUGAUUUCACUCCCCAUUGUAAGGGAGUGUUACUAUUAACAUUUUCUUCCUCAAAGAAAUCUGUAGCU
This is a messenger RNA of Thamnophis elegans (Western terrestrial garter snake), 2284 nucleotides long. RefSeq names its product phosphodiesterase 4C (gene PDE4C). The record is from RefSeq and is a predicted model, not a curated record. The transcript is spliced from 15 exons. Gene Ontology annotation, biological process: signal transduction. Gene Ontology annotation, molecular function: 3',5'-cyclic-AMP phosphodiesterase activity. Gene Ontology annotation, cellular component: nucleus; cytosol; perinuclear region of cytoplasm. Lineage: Eukaryota; Metazoa; Chordata; Lepidosauria; Squamata; Natricidae.